Messenger RNA from Olea europaea var. sylvestris, 832 nucleotides. RefSeq lists its product as uncharacterized. NCBI's taxonomy places the organism in Eukaryota, Viridiplantae, Streptophyta, Magnoliopsida, Lamiales, Oleaceae. The record is from RefSeq and is a predicted model, not a curated record. The transcript has 5 exons. The coding region runs from base 26 to 505 and encodes 159 amino acids.
AGUUGGAUUGCAUAAAGAGUUCUCUAUGGAUGAUGAACAUGAUGUCGAAUCUAAUGAAAAUGGUGCAGUAAUAAUUAGAAACCAACAACUCGCACCGUCUUGUGAUUCAGGAACAAAUCCUCUAUUGGCUCAGAAGGUCGUCAGUCUAAGUUCUUCCAGAGAAAAAGAAACAAUUACUGGAUGUAGCAUUGCUAGUGCUAAUACAUCGACAUUCUCAAGAGCUGCCUACCACAUUGAACACUGCAGCUCCAAGGAUUUGGUUGAUCUCCAGUCACGGCACUGUGAUCAUGGUGACGACUCUUCUCUUAGUGGUCAAAGGGAAAUUGAUAAAAUCUUGGGAUCUGAUACUGAACCAGAUAACCUGUCAAAGAGAGACUUUUGCAUUAAAAAGGUUCCUCUGGCUGUGAAAAUGAAGAAGGGGCGGAAAAGUGUUAUUGAUACGUCAGCAUCUGAAGUCAUCGAUACAAAUGAUGCUAUAGCCAGGACUCGGAGGCGAAAAGUUUGACACAUGGGUAAUAUAACAUAAUCAAAGGUUAACUUUCCUGGACAAGGGCUGUGGGUCUGUAGUCAAGUUUGAAUGCACAUUACUGUCAUUCAGCUCAGAUCAACAGGUUUAAAGGUGUUUAGUUUGAUUUAUGGAAACAAAGAGGCUAAAGUUAUAGCUGAGAUUAUUUAUUUCUGUCCUUUUUGUUGCCAUUGAUUUGAUGGUUUAUUACAAGAUGUCUUGUUCGUAGACCUCUAGAAUUUUAUAUAACUAAACUUGAUACCAGGAGACUUGUUUUUUUGAUAUUCGAACAAGUUACUUGUUUUCAGUGAUAUCUACUUUUUGAUA